AUGGCGGACUCUGAGCUGCGUCAGCGCAAGGCCAAGGCUGAGCCAGAACACACCAAGCCUUCAAGCAUACACGACGACGCGCACGACGACGACAAGGCCAGCUUCUACCUCGACAUUCUCCGCGUAUUGAGCUUCAUCAUCGUCGCCUCGUGCGGACUCAGCUAUGUCGUAACCGGCGGCAGCAGCUGGACAUGGGGCGGCGUGCAACUACCAGAGUACGCUCGCACUGUCUACUGGAAGGAGAGGCUGUCUGGCCCGAUGUACAUGACCCCAGAAGAGCUUGCGCAGCACAACGGCGCAGAUCCCGAAAAGCCACUGUAUCUCGCCAUCAAUGGCACCAUCUACGACGUCUCCGUGUCGCGACACAUCUACGGCCCCGGCGGUUCCUACCAGUACUUCGGCGGCCGCGAUGCCGCGCGCGCCUACGUGACGGGCUGCUUUGCCGAAGACGCCGUGCCUGACAUGCGGGGCGUGGAGGAGAUGUAUCUGCCCAUCGACGAUCCCGAAGUGGACGCAUACUGGACGACGGCGCAGAUGGAGGAGAUGAAGAAGCAGGAGCGAGCAGCCGCCGAGGAAAAGACGUUCAACGCCUUGAAACACUGGGUCGACUUCUUCGCCAAGAGCAAGAAAUACCACCGCGUCGGCUACUUGAAGAGGGAAGAGGGCUGGCUGGACAAGAUGCCCAGGAGGCAGCUCUGCGCCCCGGCACAAAGGGGAAGGGCCAAAAGGAAGAUCCCUAAGGUCUAA
Emericellopsis cladophorae is the source of this 747-nucleotide messenger RNA. Its product is annotated as Membrane steroid-binding protein-like protein. The transcript has 2 exons. Gene Ontology annotation, cellular component: endomembrane system; membrane. Lineage: Eukaryota; Fungi; Ascomycota; Sordariomycetes; Hypocreales; Bionectriaceae. The coding region runs from base 1 to 747 and encodes 248 amino acids. The record is from RefSeq and is a predicted model, not a curated record.